Molecule: messenger RNA, 1517 nt
Organism: Aphanomyces invadans
Lineage: Eukaryota; Oomycota; Saprolegniomycetes; Saprolegniales; Verrucalvaceae
Exons: 9
Coding region: 14-1414 (466 amino acids)
Biological process (GO): peptidyl-proline hydroxylation to 4-hydroxy-L-proline
Cellular component (GO): endoplasmic reticulum
Molecular function (GO): L-ascorbic acid binding; procollagen-proline 4-dioxygenase activity; iron ion binding
Source: RefSeq, a predicted model, not a curated record
UUUGACGACGACGAUGGUACGUCAUGGGGUGUUGUUAGCCGCGUGCAUGGCCCUUGCGUCCAUGAUAAGUGCAGUUGCGGUGCAUGUGACUGUAUUCCGAAAUGGAGAGUCCACCGGGGGCGUUCCGGUGGAUCUCUCUGAGGCGCACGUCCCGUCAGGCUUGGAAUUGGCUCAGUACCUGUCGACCCUCGUUCCGGUCGACGGGCUCUACCUCGACGAGACCAAGACGACCACCGACACGAUUGGUGAUCGAGUGUUUACAGGAAAGGGUGUGCUCGUGUCAUCCUUUGACGACAUUGAAGAGAACGACCGGCUAUACAUCGUGGGUCGCGGGCUGCACUUUGUCUGGCCUUUUGUAGAGUUUGGACACCGUGUGUCGCUUCAAUCGACGCAAUCGCCGACUGGGAAACCCAUUACGCUCGAAUCCUUCAACGACUCGCCGCGGGUGUUCCUCGUCCACGAUUUUUUCACCGAAGAAGAGGCCGACGGGUUGAUUGAACGCAUCCUCAGCAUCGAUCACGAACUAAACAAGCUCCAACGUUCCGGAGUCGGUCCCAGACAAAGCGGACAAAAAGUCCAUUCGUCGGUUCGCACUAGCGAAAAUGCAUUCGACUCGGAGUCUCCCAUCGCUGUCACUAUCAACAAGCGGGCAUUUGAUUUGUUGCGCAUUGGCGAGUUUCAAGGGGAUAUGGCGGAUGGGCUGCAACUCCUCCGAUACAAGCAAAAACAAGCGUACAUCCCACACAACGAUUACUUCAGUGAAGGUGCAACUCGCGACUGGAAUUGGAAUCCGAAAAGCGGUGGAUCCAACCGCUUUGCCACGGUAUUCUUGUACCUGUCGAACGUGACUCGGGGUGGGCAAACUGUGUUUCCGCUUGCCAAUAUGCCGCCUGGCGUUGCCCAUUCCACACCUCCGACCGACGACGAAAUGGAAUUGUUUGAAAAGGGGUCGUGGGAAUAUAAAAUGGUCAAGCAAUGCUACUCAAAAUUAGCGUCCUACCCUCGCAAAGCCCACGCUGUUUUGUUUUACAGUCAGAAAGGCAACGGUGAGGUGGACCCGAUGUCAGAGCACGGCGGGUGUCCUGUUCUCGAGGGGACGAAAUGGGGCGCGAAUUUGUGGGUGUGGAACAAACGCCGACAUGGCCUGGACGCGAACAAGUUUAGCAUGGGUUUUGCCAACAAUUUGGACGUUCCAGUUGACUUGUACUGGUCGACGACGUUUAUGGCGCACCUUCCACCACGCACGAAAAUGAACUUUCAAACGUAUGAUGGCCACGAAUGGACGUUCAAAGACGCAGAGGGCAACGUCCUCCUCGUCCACCGCGCCACAUCCAAUGCUGGAGACAAUCAAGUGGUCGCUGUGCCCGCAGAAACACAAGCAGACGACGCCGCAUCGUCGAGAGACGAUCUGUAACUUCGAUGCCCACACUAUGCGGGCUCAUGAAUUCACUGCACUGGUCGUGUAAUGAAAAGUGGUGGCUCGGAUAUCUUCAUCACGAGUAUUCUUUCUUGCACUA